This is a messenger RNA of Ornithodoros turicata, 1233 nucleotides long. RefSeq names its product triple functional domain protein-like. The transcript is spliced from 6 exons. Gene Ontology annotation, molecular function: protein serine/threonine kinase activity; ATP binding. NCBI's taxonomy places the organism in Eukaryota, Metazoa, Arthropoda, Arachnida, Ixodida, Argasidae. Gene Ontology annotation, biological process: positive regulation of apoptotic process; protein phosphorylation; intracellular signal transduction. The record is from RefSeq and is a predicted model, not a curated record. Gene Ontology annotation, cellular component: nucleus. Bases 1 to 729 code for a protein of 242 amino acids.
AUGAAGCACUCGUCGAGUGCCUGGAGGGCCUACAGCAUGGCUGAAAGCUACGUUUUAGUGAUGACAUUCGUUGACGGUUCGAGGCUUUUUGAUCACGUGCACAAGAUCGGGGAACACUACUCAGAACAAACAGUUUGCUUCUACAUGACACAGCUUCUUCAAGCCUUAGAUUAUCUCCACUUGUGUGCAAUUGCACAUUUGGAUGUCAAGAUUAAUGGACCGUCCCUCUGCACAGCCGGAAAAACGUUAUGGUGGAGGAAAUGCAGCCAAAGGCUCAAACUGAUAGACUUUGGCAGCGCUCGUAAAUUUGUGGCAACAACGCAGAAGGUCGUCGUAGAGGGCAGUGUUGAGUUCGCAUCUCCCGAAGUCAUAUGCGGGAACCCAAUCUCCUGCAAAUCUGACAUUUGGAGCGCCGGGGUACUGCUCUAUGUAUUCCUCAUGGGUCAAUCGCCGUUCCUGGAAGACGACGAGGAGGCUACGUGUAACAACGUCAUCGAUGCGGACUAUAUGUUCCCCGAUUCUCCCGUGAUCACGGACGAAGCUCGCAACCUCAUUUCCAUAAUCCUAGUGGUGGAAGCUGAGAAGCGUCCAGGGAUAAGCAAUAUCUUGUCUCAUGAGUGGAUGAAGAAUCCGCAAAAAGCAGAGACUCUGGAUAGCUCUCUCUUAAAGCAGUUCACUACAAGGAGAGACAAACUGAUUGAAACUGCUGAGACGCUGGAAUCGUCUUGAAUAGUGGCAAAUAAAUGCGUAGAAAAAUAUUGAAACGGGACCUACGAAAUCGAAGAACGCUUCAUUCCUCUUCCCACGAAAAGAGACUCGUACUUUCCCCAUAGCACGUUCCUUCCCGUUAUACGUCUAUGAAGUGCCCAAUGUGCAUUGGACAUGCCAAGCUGCGACCCAAGGUGCUGUUACAUUUCGCCAGUAGUAUACACUGAGACUUGGUUAUCAGGUGGUGCAUUGACGUUUCGCUGCACAAGGGACGGCGCUAAAGUGAACGUCUCGUCAUGUGGAAACAUUGAACCAAGCUCUCUUACACGAUACUCUUCAGGCAGAACUACAAGACGCAAGACCAUGGUUCCAGGACAUUAGCUGCUGGAAUGUGAGCUUGUUGGUGCAGAGAGCAGGUUAUCUUUCUCACACAUGGACAUCAAUUUAUGUGGACAUUUAGGUAGUAUGUGCAUUUCAUGUUUCGGCGGUUCAUUUUCUACAUCAACAUUGAGGUAUUUCUACAUA